Messenger RNA from Lethenteron reissneri (Far Eastern brook lamprey), 4664 nucleotides. It is a transcript of the gene RRP9, whose product is annotated as ribosomal RNA processing 9, U3 small nucleolar RNA binding protein. Gene Ontology annotation, molecular function: protein binding; U3 snoRNA binding. Gene Ontology annotation, cellular component: small-subunit processome. The record is from RefSeq and is a predicted model, not a curated record. Lineage: Eukaryota; Metazoa; Chordata; Hyperoartia; Petromyzontiformes; Petromyzontidae.
GUUAACCCGGAACCACGUGGUUUCCCCUCCUCCACGUGUUCGUUCGUGGGUCCCGGCGUUAGUGAAGUCGCAGUAGAAGUUUGCUGUUUCCCGUCGUUCUCGUUGCCGCUUCCCAUCGCAGCGCAAUGUCCUUCUUCAUCAAGAAGAAGGUGGUGGACAGGGAGCGGACUAACGGUUCCGUCAGAGGCAACAAGAGGAAGGGUGCCGAUGACAAAACAUCGGCCAUAAAGGCGAAAAGAAAACAAAACAUCCCGAGAGACGAUGAGAUCUCGAGCGAUUCCGAAAAAGAGAGCGAUGGCGAGCGGGCAAAAAAGGAGGAGGAGAAUGACUUGGAGGUGGAGGAGACGGCUCAGGAGAAGAAGUUGCGCUUGACCAAGCUGUAUCUGGAGCAGCUGCGGACAGAAGAGGAGCAUAAGGCUGAUGACCGAGCUUUCCGUCACGACGUCAUCGCGGACCGGCUGCAGGACGAGCUGAUGGAGCAAAGUGGCACUCUUCAGCGACAAAUCGCAAAAGAGCUGCGCUUGCCCGACCCCGGCGCGGUGCGCGUGCUGCGCGGACACCAGCUGCCCAUCAUGUGCCUCGUGAUAUCUCCCGACAGCAAGCACAUCUUCUCCGCCUCCAAGGACUGCACGCUCAUCAAGUGGGAUGUGGAGUCAGGGCGCCGGGUGCUCUCCGUGCCGGGCCUCAAGAAGAAGGACAACAAGAGUGGUGUCGACGGCCACGCAGCGCACAUCCUCUGCAUGGCCAUUUCCUCUGAUGGCAAAUACCUGGCAACGGGCGACAGGGACAAACUCAUCCUGUUGUGGAACCCGGCCACGAUGCAGCUGCUGCACACAUUCAAGGGGCAUCGCGACGCCGUGUCGGGCCUGUGUUUCCGAAAGGGGACCCACCAGCUGUACAGCGCGUCGCACGACCGCUCCGUCAAGGUGUGGAACGUGGAUGAGAGGGCCUACGUGGAAACGCUCUUCGGGCACCAGGAUGCCAUCAUGGGCCUCGACUGCCUGGCGCGGGAGCGAUGCGUGACGGCAGGCGGGCGCGACCGCUCGGUGCGCGUCUGGAAGAUCCUCGAGGAGUCGCAGCUCGUGUUCCACGGCCACGCGGGAUCCAUCGACUGCAUUCAGCUGAUCAACGAGGAGCACAUGGUGUCUGGAGCGGACGACGGCUCGCUGGCGAUCUGGGGCCUACACAAGAAAAGGCCGCUGGCCACUGUGCAGAAAGCGCACGGCAUGCUGGGCGAGCCCGGCUUGGAGCAGCCGCAGUGGAUCACCUCGGUGGCCGCCAUGCUCAACAGCGACCUGGUGGCCUCAGGCUCGCACGACGGGCACAUACGACUGUGGAAAUGUGGAGCAAGCUUCAAGUCGCUGGAGCCGCUGUUCGCCGUGCCGCUGAGCGGUUUCAUCAACGUCCUCGCUUUCUCCAGCUGCGGCUCCUUUCUGGUGGCCGGCGUAGGACAAGAGCACAGGCUCGGCCGCUGGUGGAGGAUGAAGGAGGCAAAGAACGCCAUCUGCAUCAUCCCACUCGUGCGAGAUGCCACCCAGAACCCGGAGGCUGCCGCAGUCGCAGAGCCCAAGACCUAACCGGCGUCGCCCCCCCCACACCCUUCCUCUCCUCCCUCACAACCUCCCAAUGCGACGUCGACCUGCUGCGCUUGACAACGCCGCCGCUACAGAUCGCCCAACCACGCCCGGUGCUCUCCCGCAACUGUUGGUUUAUUCCGUCUCAUGCUCUUGCCCACUAGGGGACGUCCCAUCUCUGAUAACCACCCAGUGAUAAACAUAUUGGCAACAUUAAGGGUACGCAAGAUUCUGUGUUCCUUUUCUUUGUGUAUAUAUGCAGCCCUUUGCCCGUUCAGUGCUGGAUGAAAGGCCUCCUCAUGCCUUUUCAGCAAUGGGGAUUGUUUGACCAUACUUUCACGCAGGUCCGUGCACGUUUGCGGAAAGGGUCAUCCUCCCAGGACCGGUUCAGAUGCCACUCCACACUGAUAUGAGUCAUGGCCCGGAUUCUAACUCGGGCCGAUGGGUCCUCUAGCACAGUGCGCUACAGACCUCCACAUCACCGCCUCACCCUUGUGUUCCUUGAAAAGGAAUACAAAUUAAAUAUUUUAAGAAAUUUAAUUAUUGUCAAAAGUGCGUGUGUGUGUGUGUGUGCGCGCGCGUGCUCACUGCCUAGCCAAUGCAAGCAAGGUCUUGGCCAAGCGCAGUGAGAUGUAUUCUACCCUUUGUCUCGCGCCCCGCCAUCAAUCCUCUCCACUGCUGGCCGUCCCAUCGCACGCGGGAGUCUAAUCCCAGGGGCAAAUGUUUGCCCUUGGCUUGCGGCUUGCGGAUGAGGUUGUUGUGGGAGCACAAGCGCCCGCCCGCACGCCCCUCCCGUGCCGACCGCCACAGUAUGCGGCGGUUUAAUGUUGACACUGGAAACGGUCGGCCAAAAGCCGCUUCUUCACAAGGGUUGCGGAGUAAGGCAACGCUCCCCACACCGCGACAACGGGGGAAUGCGCGGCGCUGUUUGUGUUUCCUUGAUUACAAUUGAAAUCGCAAUCACCCCAGUGCAGUUGGAAUUUCUUACACGGUCAAUGAUGUACAACGCGAUAUCAUCGUCGGCUUCAGGCGAUCCAAGGUGGCGAGAUGUUUAAUACCUCGCCUGGUAUACAGGAGGUCGUGGGUUCGAUCUCGACCUUGAAGCCUGCGGUAUAUUUGGAGUUUGAUGUUUGGCCAAUCCCAGUUGCAUGGCAUCCUUUUUUAUUUUUAUCUCUGGGUGGAAGUCUGAGAACCCGGAGGAAACCCAUGCAGGGGCAGAGCCAGAGAGAGCGAGAACGUACAAACUCCACGCUGAGAGGCACCCACGUCAGAUAUCGAACCCAGGACUUUGACAAUCGUUACCACUGCGCCACUCUACGCUUACUAAUUGCCUCCCCCAACCACCCCACCUCUUGCAUCGAAUGUGUCGUUGACAAAAUCCAUAGAUCGCGGGUUUUAAAACCAACCCGCGAUCUACGUGCGGCACCGCACCGUCCCCAGCGAACGGGCGCUUUGUUCUCGCCGACAGCGACCGACCGCUUCGCUGACCAAGAAUGAUAUUCCCAAUAGAGCUGCAUCCUCGCACAAUAAACAUUAUAACGCGUCUGCCUCUGCCCCCACAGCCCCCCCGCAAAGUUUUAAAUGGGAAUUCAAUGAAAGAGCCGUGUCGCGAUAGUGUGGGCCCCCCCCCCCUCCCCAGGUCCCUCGGGCAGCCGCAUUGGCAACGCGAACAAUUCGGGGAGAUAAGAUGCGAGAGUCAUUUUCCAUCGCGGUGACGUCUCGAGGCUACGGCAUUUCGCGGGGAUUCUUUCCACGCUAAGGCUUCUUCCUCUCCCCCCCCUCUUCAAGACUUGCAUUAAGCGUGUCUGGUUCCACAUUGUAGUUAAAAUACUAUGCAAUACGGUUUAAAGGAAGCGUGUUUAGUUCUACACUUUGGUUUUUUUGGAUAAAUGCUAUAAUACGGGUUAAAGUAAGCAUGUCUGGUUCCACAUUUUAGGUUUUUUUUGUUAAUUGCUCGGCAAGACACGCUUACCUUUAUGUCUACGCAUUGUGUAUAUAAAGACAGGGACCCCCCCCCCCCUGUGUAGCCUCCACAGGCUGUUGGGGCAAUUGCUGUUCGCAAGCACCUAGGAAGCACAAGAGGGGGUUGGCGUGGCCAGCACAACUCCCAGCCACCUUUGUCUACCCAGUGCCAAUGCGUACACACUGCAUCGGCCACUCGAAGCCGGGUCGACCCAGUUGGUGGUGGCCCAGGAUCGAUUCAGAUUGGAGCACGGCUCAUGUUGGCCUUGAGCAGGAAUCAAACUCGUGCCAACCACCACACUGCCGCUGUUGACACAAUGUGCGUGUGUAUGUGUAUAGAGCGGUAGUGUAGCGGUUAGCGCGCUGCGCUACGAACCUGGCGACCCGGGUUCGAUUCCCGCUCACGGCCAACACCAGUGACGAUUAUCUGAUCCGGUGCUGGGCCUCCCCUAGGUCGACUCGGCCUUAAAUGAGUACCUGGUGCGGUGUGUAAACAUCGCCACUGGGGAGACAAAGGCGGUCGGGCGUGGUGCUGGCCACCCACCCACUCGUGUACCGUUCUGGCCUUCAUAGGUGCUCGCUAACAGCACUUGCCCCUACAGUCUGUUAAGGCUAUACGGGGGAUCUUUUUAGAUACGCACGCACAGACCUUUAACACACUUGUGCACAAGUGCUGUUUACGAGUCGACAACUAAUUAGCCAUUUUUUCAAUGGACACACAUUGUUUCAUGCGCCACUGCCUAAUGAGGAUUCCUCGUCUCGACCGAGACGCACGUUCCAUUGUGGCGUGGAUUCAGUCGUUCUGCUCAGAUUUGCUUUGUUCGCGUUGCGCUACUUUCAGUGGCGUUCCAGUUAUUCAUUUCAGGCCGAGUCCACGAGCAUUUGGGCGAGGUGGUGGAGGGGGGAGGCUGGAUGUGGCUGACAUCAGAGUUUGUUUUUAUAUAUCGGGGGUAGGGGGUGGUGGGGGUCGCUGGAAAGCCGCUCCAGUGGCGCUCGUGUUUCGGCGUGUUGUUGAACGCGAGACAUUUUUUUUAUCGUCCUGUUGGCAACGUGUCAUUUGAUACCGGUUGUAUUUAUUUGCAGAGUUUGGUCCUUGAUACUUUACCUCCUGGACUAUUCUGGGCAGUU